Molecule: messenger RNA, 615 nt
Organism: Lodderomyces beijingensis
Lineage: Eukaryota; Fungi; Ascomycota; Pichiomycetes; Serinales; Debaryomycetaceae
Source: the annotation of a GenBank genome assembly
AUGGGUGCCUACAAAUACUUGGAAGAAUUGCAAAGAAAGAAGCAAUCCGAUGUUAUGAGAUUCCUUUACAGGGUCAGAUGCUGGGAGUACAGACAAAAGAACGUCAUCCACAGAGCCCCAAGACCUUCGAGACCAGACAAGGCCAGAAGAUUGGGCUACAAGGCUAAGCAAGGUUUUGUCAUCUACAGAAUCAGAGUCAGAAGAGGUGGCAGAAAGAGACCUGUUCCAAAAGGUGCUACUUACGGAAAGCCAACCAACCAAGGUGUCAACCACUUGAAAUACCAAAGAUCAUUGAGAUCCACUGCUGAGGAAAGAGUUGGCAGAAGAGCUGCUAACUUGAGAGUCUUGAACUCGUACUGGGUCAACCAAGACUCCACCUACAAGUACUACGAGGUCAUUUUAGUUGACCCUCAACACAAGGCCAUCAGAACCGACCCAAGAUACCAAUGGAUCGCCAACGCUGUCCACAAACACAGAGAGUCUAGAGGUCUUACUUCUGCUGGUAAGAAAUCUAGAGGUAUCAACAAGGGCCACUUGUACAACAAGACCAGAGCCGGUAGAAGACACACCUGGAAGAAGCACAACACUUUGUCCUUGUGGAGAUACAGAAAGUAA